Acanthosepion pharaonis is the source of this 1209-nucleotide messenger RNA. NCBI's taxonomy places the organism in Eukaryota, Metazoa, Mollusca, Cephalopoda, Sepiida, Sepiidae. The record is from the annotation of a GenBank genome assembly.
AUGAAACCUAUCUAUCUAUCUAUCUAUCUAUCUAUCUAUCUAUCUAUCUAUCUAUCUAUGAUCAAUUUCAGUCUGGUCACAUCUAUCUAUCUAUCUAUCUAUCUAUCUAUCUUCAUAUCAUUCCCAGUGUUUUCAUACCUUCUGUUCAUAUCUAUCUAUACCUCUGUCUGUUUUUUGUUUCUCUAUUACUUUGUCUCUAUCAAACCUUUUUUUUUCUAUCUGACACCAAAUAAACUUUAUCUUCGUCGUCGACACCUUUUUUUUGUUGUCUUCUUUAGACGAGGGAAGUUACCUCGUCUGGCGCAACUGCAAGUUCUUCUUCGUCCGAGGCGCAAAACCAAACUCCAACUGCUUCUUCUCUGCCUGUCCGGCCUGCAACUCUUCUGCCUGUCUUUUGCAACUCUUCUGCCUGUCCGACAUUUUUAUCACCACUGUGCAACCAUAUAUUUCUGUCCUUUUCCUAUCUUUUAUUUUCCUUUAAUCUCUACUCUUUCAUUUCCUCUUCUUCUUUAUCGUUUUCUUUUUCUUUCUUUCUUUCUUUCUUUCUUUCUUUCUUUCUUUCUUUCUUUCUUUCUUUCUCCAAAUCUAUUUUUAUCUCUUUUCCUUUUUGCAAUACACUUUUGCUCAUCUUUCGUCAUCUCCUUUUCUUUUUCUUUCUUUCUUUCUUUCUUUCUUUCUUUUUUUUUUCUUUUUUUCUUUUUCCAUUUAAUCUUUCUACUCUACUUCUUUCAUUUCACCACUGUUUCUUUAUCGUUUGCCCUUUUCCUUUCUUUUUUUUCUUUAUUUUCUUUCAUUUACUUCUUUUUAACAAAUCUUUUUUUUAUUUUCUUUUACCUCUAUUUUUUCUCUUUUCUUUUUCCUUUUCUUUCUUUCUUUCUUUCUUUCUUUCUUUCUUUCACUUUUUCCGAGUCUAUUUUUAUCUCUUUCCUCAUCGCAGCACACUUUUGCUCCACUUUCUUCCACUUCUCUUCUUUUUUCUUUUCCUUUUCUAUUGACCUUUCUUUCUUUCUUUCUUUCUUUCUUUCUUUCUUUCUUUCUUUCUUUCUUUCUCGGCCGAUUCCGUUUCUCUUGUUUUUUUUUACUCUUUCUCUCCAUCUCUCUCUCACUUAUUUUCCUUCCUGUUAUUUCCCCUUUCUUUAUUUCCUUCCUUCCUUCCUUCCUUCCUUCCUUCCUUGCCUUCAUUCCCCAGUUGAUUGCUUAUUUCGAUAG